AGACGGUAGUAUUGGCCUGUUUGAUUACUCCUAGUAUCGGACCCACAUCUUGAGCAGCGCAGUGUUGUCGAGCCUGGAAAGCGGUCAGGCGUAUGGACAGGCGGCCGUAGCUCCUUCAUCCUUCUCCGAACACCACCCGAACAGUGGACGGACUACACUGACGAGUUAUUCCAGCGCAACACACGGGCCUGUCCCCUCUUCUGCGCUCUGGUGCCUCCACUGCAGGGCCUCGUCUUCUUCAGCUUACUGGGGGAAAGUGGGUGUUUGCUGCUCACUGGUGUUUCGGCAGCAGCGGCGGCGGCGCGAAGUGUCCUCGAUGGCUGGCUGGAAGGACGGCUCGGUGCAGGAGAAGUACCGUCUGGUCGUGGUCGGAGGCGGUGGCGUCGGGAAAUCAGCCUUGACUAUCCAGUUUAUUCAGUCAUACUUUGUCACCGACUAUGAUCCUACGAUCGAAGAUUCUUACACCAAGCAGUGCGUGAUUGAUGAAAGGCCGGCCAGGCUGGACAUCCUCGACACGGCUGGACAGGAAGAGUUCGGAGCCAUGAGAGAACAAUACAUGAGGACAGGGGAGGGCUUCCUGCUCGUCUUCUCAGUCACCGACAGAGGAAGCUUCGAAGAAAUCUACAAAUUCCAAAGACAGAUUCUGCGAGUCAAAGACAGAGAUGAAUUCCCCAUGAUCCUCGUAGGCAACAAGGCAGAUCUGGAGCUGCAGAGACAAGUAACCCACGAAGAGGGCCAGCAGCUGGCCAGACAGCUAAAAGUCACAUAUAUGGAGGCUUCAGCUAAAAUCCGUAUGAACGUAGACCAGGCUUUUCACGAGCUGGUUAGGGUAAUCAGGAAAUUCCAAGAACAAGAAUGUCCACCGUCGCCGGAGCCUACGAGAAAAGAGAAAGACAAAACCGGCUGCCAUUGUGUGAUCGUCUGAGUCUGCCUUAUCACUGUUAACUCAUGCAGAUAAUCUACCACCCCCUCCCCUCUGCCCCCGCCCCUCUACUCUGCCUGACAUUACAUCCCAAGUGGAUGAGUGACCGCUGCCUUCUCCAUGUGCAUGACUUCAGACGGCCUUUUCUGAGUUGACUCGGACCAGGAACUGCUGUUUCCAGGACAUCGCUAUGGGAUAACUGACAAUGCCAAAUUUUUAACACCACUCUACCUUCAGCUGCGAUCUAAUCCACACGAGAGAGUACCAACACUAAACAUUGCCUUCUUAAAAUCAGCCUGACAAAUGAAAUGUUUUGUACUCUGAAGGACUCCUCUUGCCUUGUAGUGACAUUUGUACUUGCUACCGAGUUUGAAUGAAAUCUAUAUCCAGAAUGUUAAUGACAUUUCUUUAGUUUCCAGGGUCUGACCAGAGCAGAGAGAUUAUCUUGCGAAGCUUCGUGUAUGUUGUGCCAUAUCCACCUUUACUCCCCAUGUGCUAAUCUGCUACUGUACAUAUGUGACAUUUGUUGUGGUUUUCAAAGUGUAUUUCUAAUGAUCUAUUAAAUCACCACAGUGCAGUGUGUGAGGUUGAGUUUGGUUUUACAUAUAAGAAACUGAAUAUGUAUGUAUAUAAAUGUAAUUCCUAGACAUCCUUUAAUGAUAUAUUGAGACAUUUCUGGCAUUCUGCAGUGGAUAACUUUCCCCCUUUUUAUGCUUUCAGUACAAUUGCCAAAUAUGGAUUGUCUGCUGUAUUAGGAUUAUUUUUCCCCUCCCCAAGUCUUGUAGAUUGAAUGAUUGUAAUCAUAUUCUUGACAUACACAACGCGUCGUGUUCGCCUCAGUUUUCCUCCCAAAAGGUGCAACCUCUUUUGGUAAACUUGAAAAUCUUCGAAGCGGAUUAUGAACAUCUGGUUUCAACUCUGUGAAAACCAGAUAUUUCCACACCUGCAUAAAAAAGAUUCAUAACCAUUUUGUCUCAGUGUCGGACAAUAUAGAAAUUAAGUCUAUUUUAGAUUUAGAAUUACCAAAGUUAUUUCUGUUUGCUUAACACCAUAAUUAUGGAACUUAAAAAAAAAUCUUCAGUCUUUAAAUUGAGAAGUUUGCGUACCUUUUCUUAGUGUUUGAUGGAAUUGCCUUUUAAACUCGAUGGUUUGGGUGAGAAUCUUUGACGUUUUUGCCCAUUCGUCCUGACACAACUGGAGUAACUGUGUCAGGUUUAUAGGCCACCUUGGUUGCACCAACCUUUUCAACUUUGCACACAACCUUUCUACUAAGAACUUUGCAUUGGGCACUCUGGUUAUCGAGUUUGUUUGGCCUUUUCUCAGAAAUGUAAUUAUGGUCUUUAUAGAGGAAAAACCUACAUCUUUGUCUAAUCAGACUACACAGUCUCAGAAAACUAAGUUCUUUGUCACUCUGUUCUUGCAUCUUCUAAUAUUUUUGGGUAUUUUUUUUUUCUGUAAUGGCUUCUUCAUGGAGGAGGCCUUUCAACUAAUUUUUGGUACAAUUUUCUUUCAACCAGCAUCCUUGUCGGAUCAUUUUUCUGUUUCUUUUCCAUUUGAUACACAUUUUCUUCAUCAAAACUACUUUUGAUGAAGAACACAAGACUUUGUGGAGCUCUACAAUUUCAUCCUAAUGUUGUGGAUAAUUCCUUUUAAAAUUCAUAAGGUGUCACAAGGAGAGUGUCUGCCUCUAUUUAAUCAAAAAUGUUGUGCAUUGAUGUGUUAGAAGCUUACAAAGCUAUGACAUCAAGCUGGACCUUAUUGAAAAGGUAAUAUGUGCAUAUCAAAACUUCUGAAUUUAAAGAAAGUAAUACAUCAAUUAAUCUGUCAUUUAGGAGGCAGAAUAACUAAUAAAAAAAAAAUAAGAUUUUGACUAUACCAGACACUGAGUGUAAAAAAUGGUAUCAAGUCUUUUUGAACAUUGUAUGUCUGGUUUCAACUAUCAGUAGCAAACUGUGUAGCCUCAAGCUGGCAUGGUUUCAGACAAAACUGAAACUCUGUGUGCUCUUGUACUUAACUUUUCACUGGUAAAUCAAUGUAAAAAAAAAAAAAACAAUCAGCUUGUUGUAAACUAAGAAAGGCUUUCAGAGCUCUGCUCGGCUCAGAUCAUUGCAAUCAUUCUCCUCAGUUCUGAUUGCGCUCACAUUGCUGUUGCACCUCUAACACCAUGGCGAUGUAUUUGUUUGUGCCCUCGAGUCAGUUUGUUACUUAGAUUAUUUUUUUUUUGUCCCAGUUUGGUUUGCUGGUUGUAAAACCAGGACGAGCCGAAGCUUCGAGGUGCACUUCGUAGGACGGGCCGUCUGCAGCAGGGCGCGACCUCACACACCGCGGGACCUGUAAUCACUGAAGAGACGCAACAGCAAUCCGCUGCUCUUCGGGCUCUCAGACGAAGUGCUGCCGUUUGUCUCACACACCUUCACCUUGUACUAUAACAAGAAAAUCAGAUGAUGGAAUUAAUGAACUUAAUUAAAUAUUUCUACUCUACUUUUAUACAUUAUUUUCUUAUAAAACCAGUUGAGUAUUUUUAUAUGUUUAUAAGUAAAUACAUGUUCACAGCUCAGGCUGUGUCUAUAUGUAAAGAAGAAUAUCUAACUCCCUUGGUUAUUUUUAACGUGAAAAUGAUUGCUGGCCCAAAUCUGAACAAUUGGAUGUUUCACCUAAAUGUAGCCAAGGUUUUUUUUUUGGUUUUUUUUUUGUUGUUUUUUUUUUUGGGUCACAAAA
Messenger RNA from Poecilia reticulata (guppy), 3640 nucleotides. RefSeq names its product RAS related 2 (gene rras2). Gene Ontology annotation, biological process: signal transduction. NCBI's taxonomy places the organism in Eukaryota, Metazoa, Chordata, Actinopteri, Cyprinodontiformes, Poeciliidae. Gene Ontology annotation, molecular function: GTP binding; GTPase activity. The record is from RefSeq and is a predicted model, not a curated record. Gene Ontology annotation, cellular component: membrane.